This is a messenger RNA of Mya arenaria, 897 nucleotides long. Its product is annotated as protein KTI12 homolog. Bases 52 to 879 code for a protein of 275 amino acids. The record is from RefSeq and is a predicted model, not a curated record. The transcript is spliced from 8 exons. NCBI's taxonomy places the organism in Eukaryota, Metazoa, Mollusca, Bivalvia, Myida, Myidae.
AGGUUGAUUUAAUAUGGCAGCGCCCAUGUGAGAAUAUAAACAAACCAAAAUAUGCCUUUUAUUUUGAUUUGCGGUUACCCCUGCAGUGGGAAAUCGAGAAGAUCAGAUGAAUUAAAGAGGUAUUUUGAAUCUGAUCACAAUAAAGAUGUUACUGUUGUGAGCGAUCAUAGCACGGGUGUCAACCGGAAUGAAGUAUAUUCAGAUUCUAAACAAGAGAAAUUGGUGCGGGGGAAUCUCAAAUCAGCUGUUCAAAGAAAUCUUGGGAAAGACGCCAUAACAAUAUUGGAUUCCCUGAACUAUAUCAAAGGUUUUCGAUACGAGUUGUACUGUGUAACAAAGGAAUGUCAAACCACCCAAGUAGUCAUAUUCUGUGAUACAAAUAGGGAUGUUGCCAGCGAGUGGAACAUGGCCAGACCGGACGAGGAAAGAUAUUCCCAAGACAUUUUUGAUGGCCUGGUACAACGGUUUGAGGAGCCGAAAGCUAACAACAGAUGGGAUAGCCCUCUGUUCGUGGUCCAGAAGGAUGAUGCCUUACCAUUUGAAGCCAUUGUUGACGCACUUCUGAGGAGAAAGGCCCCGCCUCCUAAUGCUUCAACCUUACCUCAACCACUGUCUUCCACAAAUUUCCUGUAUGAAUUGGACAAAACCACACAAGAUAUUCUCGGGGUUAUAAUGGAGUCACAAAAGACGAGCGUUCCCGGGGACAACAUUGGCAUCCCAGGUGCCACUGAUAAACUUCAAUUUACUCGAUCUUUUACAUUGGCCGAGCUGCAACGAACUCGGCGACAGUUUAUAACAUAUAUGAAGAUGCACCCGGUCGACAACCCGGGGAAAAUAUCAAACAUGUUUGUGCAAUAUUUGAACAAUACCUUGAAAUAAAUAAUUACUUUCAUUGUC